AUGGGCGAGAGCUCCUCAACAACCACAGCGUCGGCUGACUGGACACAGCUUCGAUUUGACACGACACCUCUCGACUUACGAAAAUACCUCGAGACACAUCGCGACUCGCAUCUGCAGUCAGACGCACACACCUGUGUGAGUGAACUGGCCGCGUCCACGUGGGAGUACUGGGAGCCAGACUGCUUCGAAAGCCUGUUGAGAUCAGCACCCUGGUUGGCCGGCUUCACGGUGGAGGACGGGAAUCUGACCCCGGCCAGCCGCGCUCUCGACGUUCUGCCAAACCUAUGCACCAGGCUGCUGCUUCGGCUGGAUGUAAUCCUAGCCAAUUGGCUCAUCACCUCUGUCUUCAAGACAUGGCUACAAGGGUUUAGGAGGAGGAUGGAUAUCAACACGCCAAUCGUGCGACCUGCUGAACCGUCGGAUGUCGUCAAGACCAUCCUUCGCGAUGUUCCCAUUUCAAGCUCGGCGCUCAGCUCCCUGUGGUGGCAGCUACUGCAGAGCUACUCGGACUUCCGCAAAAAUUCGGUCUACCAGAUAUUCUCGACCAAGGUCGCCGAGUUUUGCCUCGAGGCCGGAUGCCCCGCCGUCACACGCAACCCUCCAGAAGAUAUAUACUCACUCCGAAACCAUCUGUUCUCCAGCGACUCGGCGGCUCGAGAAGCCGAGCUACGCAAGGAGAUUGAUGAUCUUCGAAACGCCAAUCGCUCACAACAGCGCAUCAUCACAAACCUGGCCUUUAGGCAUCUUCUGGAGAUGUUACCACCACGAGACGCAAAGGCUGGGAAUAGUGCGACAGCAGCCUGGACUGCUUUCUUCCAGACCGGGUUGAAGGAGGCACAGAGGCAGCUUGAUCGGGGUGAGUCGGGUCAUCCACUGGUUCCCGUCCUGAAAAAGUACCCGAAAAUCAAGCAGAUCGAGAAUGUGGGCACGAAUCUCUACGGCACUCUCAGCACCAAUAUCCACCACUUUUCAGGCCAGUACAAGGUCCUUGAUGACCAGUGGAAUGCGCUCGAGGUGGAUAUCCUGAGGGCGAUCACACCUCUGGCUGACAAUGAGACAGAAGCGGGUGUCGACUGGCAAAUGGAAAGAUCACGCUAUAGAGGGAGUGGCACUCACAGAUAG
Fonsecaea nubica is the source of this 1122-nucleotide messenger RNA. RefSeq lists its product as hypothetical. The transcript has a single exon. NCBI's taxonomy places the organism in Eukaryota, Fungi, Ascomycota, Eurotiomycetes, Chaetothyriales, Herpotrichiellaceae. Bases 1 to 1122 code for a protein of 373 amino acids. The record is from RefSeq and is a predicted model, not a curated record.